AUGGUGCCGUCUCCUUCGUUGCGGUACCGACGGAGGAGGAGUCGUUUUCGGGCAGCUGUGGCGGUUGGUGCGGCAGUGGCGGCAGGUUUGGCGGCACCUCUUCUUGCUGUUGCCGCUACGGCGCCCGCUGCGGCCGCCCAGGAAGUCGUCGACCUGCCAGAGCUCACGGGUAACCGUGGGCAGACUCAAGACCACGGACGGGUGGACCCUGAGCCACGGCAACGUCCUGGGAAGGGGCCAGGAGGUUACAACGGGUUCAGCGCUCACCCCAUGAUAGACGUGGGUGAGGAGUGUGUACCUAGCCCUCUCUGGGUCAAAGACGUCGACAAGUCGAGCUAUGAGCUGGGGUGCGAAGAGAUCGAGGCUAUGCUGGCAAACAACAAGAGGUUCGUCGGGGAGGGUCGUGUGCGAAAAGUGUACUUGGCGGAGUACGGGGAUCAGACGGUAGCUGUGAAGGUACUCCAGCACCAAGACCAAGUUAACCGGCAUCGAAUCGAGGUGGCAACCAUGGAUGCGGUCAGAGGUAAUCCUCACAUCGUCCAAACACUGGGCAUAUGCAACACCACGGUGGUAACCGAAGCCUUCACGCUUACUCUUUCAUCCGCCAUGCGCAAGCGCACGACGGCUCUACCGAUCGGCGAGGCCGUCACGAUGUCCUUGGACGCCGUGAGAGGCCUGCAAGCCCUCCACGAGGCUAUCGGAGGCCCAAUCGUACACUUUGACCUGAAACCGCCCCAGAUUCUGGUGACAGGCAUCGGGCAGGUGAAGCUCAACGACUUCAACGUUGCCUGGUUCAUGAGCCGAGGGCCGGACGGGAAGCCGUGUCCAUUCAAUAUGGGUAUCGAACAUCGCGGGCAAACCUCACCCUGGAGAUCCCCUGAGUACCACGCCCGAAAGGCUGAUGACGACGAGGAACUUCGUCAACGGUGUGACGAUGAGGACAACCAGGAGCCCAUGACGGAGAAAGUAGAUAUCUACUCGAUGGGUCUAAUCUUCCUAUUAAUAAUAGCUGGCGACGGCAUGCGCAUGCCAGUGGCGCAAGAGUCGAAGGAUGAUGUCCCCGUGUUCGCCACACCGUGGCACAGGAGCUACUAUGAGAUCGCGCAAGACAUGAUUGUUGAGGAGGCCAACCGAAGACCCUCCGCUCGCCAAGUCGCUGAGCGGCUAGACGUGAUCCUCCACGAGUUACCCUGAUUCCGUUAGACAACACAUCAGUUUCGUGUCCAACCGAUUCAAGCAAGUGUGUUUGUGCACCAAGAUUCGUUCCAUUAUUGCCCGGCCAUGAGAGAACGAGGGCUUAUAAAAGGACUCUGGCCCUCCAUUUUGUUUCGUCGUCGUCGUCGUCGUCGUCGUCGUGGUUGCGGUCGUCGUCGACAUUCACUGCAUCACGCUAAGCAUAAACCCUCUUGCAAAGUUCUGGAGGUCUGCUCUGUCGCUUGAUUCGAGAUUGCGGACUUGGUCAAGCCCUUGUUGUCGCGGAAAGUCACGCAGCUAUGCAUAGUUUCGGGGGGCAAAGAUGUUUCACCGCCAACCAUCCAUGGUGAUGGUCUCGUGUGUCGUGGAGGUAUGAAACAAAUGAAAAUUUCCGAGUUGGGCAGACUAGCGUAAAUAUGUACGUAGUAGUCUUCUGCCGCACAAUGUACAGCUGUGGCGGGAGUGUGCAUCAUGCUUCGGAGUACGUUGUGUACGUACAUGGUUUGCCGAGCACGUUCGCAGGGAUGCAGCAUAGAUAGGUGGCCUCAGGUGCAGACUAAUAAGUUGUACGGCGAUUGUUGUUGUUGUU
Molecule: messenger RNA, 1783 nt
Organism: Ectocarpus siliculosus
Lineage: Eukaryota; Phaeophyceae; Ectocarpales; Ectocarpaceae
Source: the annotation of a GenBank genome assembly